This is a messenger RNA of Nymphalis io (European peacock), 5696 nucleotides long. RefSeq names its product uridine-cytidine kinase (gene Uck). Gene Ontology annotation, cellular component: cytosol; cytoplasm. The coding region runs from base 1 to 885 and encodes 294 amino acids. The transcript is spliced from 6 exons. NCBI's taxonomy places the organism in Eukaryota, Metazoa, Arthropoda, Insecta, Lepidoptera, Nymphalidae. Gene Ontology annotation, molecular function: ATP binding; kinase activity. The record is from RefSeq and is a predicted model, not a curated record.
AUGUCACUGUCACAGAUCCUUCAAAAGGGUCGUGUUGCAGUGAAUUGUGGUAUUUUAGGUGUAAGAAUAUCUAGAAAAUACAUUUAUACCCAUAAAAUGAGUGAGAAACCAGCAGAUCAUACAACUAGCAAUGGCUUUGAGAGCAAAACACCGUUCCUAAUAGGAGUAGCAGGCGGUACAGCUAGUGGAAAGUCAACAGUAUGCCAAAGAAUCAUGGAGAAGCUUGGACAACAGCAAAAAGAACAGACUGAGAGGCGAGUAGUCUGCAUCAGCCAGGACUCCUUCUACAGAACACUAAAGCCAUCAGAGAGGCUGAGAGCUGAACGUGGACAGUUCAACUUCGAUCACCCGGAUGCAUUUGACGACAAAAAGCUUUUGUCAAUACUGAAAGACAUACUCGCUGGAAAGAAAGUUGAAGUACCUGAAUAUGACUACAUUUCAAAUUCUAUAAGCCAUCGUUCACAUACCAUUUACCCAGCGGAUGUGGUACUUAUCGAAGGAAUCCUGGUGUUCUACUUUCCGGAAGUCAGGGAACUUUUCCACAUGAAGCUAUUCGUUGACACUGAUUCGGACACCAGGCUUGCAAGACGAGUGCCCCGUGACAUCAUGGAGCGCGGUCGUGACCUUGAACAAGUUCUCAACCAAUAUAUGAACUUCGUCAAGCCGGCCUUCGAGGAGUUCUGUCUUCCGACAAAGAAAUUUGCUGAUGUCAUCAUUCCUCGCGGUGCUGAUAAUUUUGUGGCUAUUGAUCUUAUCGUGCAUCAUAUAUGGGAUAUUAUGUAUAAGAAGCGUCCCGAGUUAAACGGGUGUAAUGGACACUUGGAGGUGGAUGAAGCGAAUGGAAGGAGGAUGUCCGGCAGUUCUGAAGAUACUCUGAGUCGAUAGUCUUGAUGUAAAUUGAUUAAAUAUUUGACAAUCAGCAGAAAAAUAUCCAAAAUUGACUGUGGGGGUAUUUUGUCUAACACAAUGAUUCUUUUUUAAUGGAUAAUAUAAUGUGUAUAUGUGUUAUUUACAAUGGUAAAUACAUAUUUAAGUUUAAAGCCAAAAUCAUUUCUACUCUGAUCGGUACGUAUGAUUGACCAUUCGGGUAUUCAAAAUAAUUAUAAGUAAAUAUAUAGUAUUAAUUUGUUUUAAUUUAAUAAGUAUGUAAAUUUAAUAUAAAAAAUGUUAGCAUAAUAAUAUUCUCAAAAAAUAUAUUUGUUACAUUUUUUUUAUAUGUAUAUUAUAGGUAUUAAAUUUUAACUGAUGUAAUUUCUUUUUUGUAUUUAUGUUAAUUUUAUAAUGAAGUGUGUGUAAUGCGGGACUUAUAAAUAUCUAUAAUAGAUAUAACGCAUAUUUUUUUUUUAAAUAUAUACAAAGUUAUUAAUAUAAUAGGCAUAACCUCUCAGGACUUUUACUAUUCAAACAUCAUAAGCAACUUUUGUUCUAUGAUUCAAAACUAUUUGAUUUUCCAAAAAUAAUUUAAAUAAAUCAAUUAAUAUAAUUUCAUUCAACAAAAGAAACGAUAUAUUAAAAACGGGUAAAUAUUGUUUCUAGUACAGCAGAAGUAAUCAGUACUUAUUGUAUGAAGCAAACUUAUGUAUGAGAUGAUGAGUAUGAAUGGCUUUAUAUAUAAAUGUUGUUUAGAGUGGUUACUUAAAUAAUCCUGUGUCUUCUUCUUUCGAAUGUAAAAUCAAUGAUGAUAGAAAGAGAAUCCAGUAUUUAACUAAACCUUCACUACACAAUGUUUAUUUAUAAGGCUGAGUUUGUUUAUGUGUAAGCCAAUGAUAAUUGUAAAUAUUGUACCUUGAAUGGUCAGUCAUAAACUGUGUAAAAAUGGCAAAAUUAUUUAUAAAUUGACACGAAUUGAAUAAUCAUUCUUCAUUGACCAUAUUAACUAAAUGGUGUUUGUUUUUUUUUUUUAAUUUAUAUUAACUAUUUUCGGUCGAAUGCAUUUACAAUAUUUUUACAUUUCUUAAUUUGAAAUAAACAUUUCUCAUUACUAACAACAUAUAUUAAUUUCAAGUGAUGAAAAAUGGUAAAUACAUAUUAUUCAUUUGUGAUCUUUGAAGAUAACCUAAUGUUGGAUGCUACAAAAAAAACCUAUUAUUUUGAAUGCUCCAAAUACUAUCAAAGGUCUGGCACAGUCUUAACAAAAUUAAUAAGUAUCCAUUUUGCACAAAUGUUUAAACACAAAACACUAAAUAAAUAUAACAGCUAUAUUAAAAGAUUAUUAAUUCCAUAGACAAAUGUGUAUUUGUUUGUAUAUAGUCAUAGACUAUAAAUAAUUUGAUGUAAACAAAUAAUAUGGAAGCAAGCUUUCAAAUGUUCUCAACUCAAUAAUUAAAUGUUUAAUACAUAUAUUGUAUUAUAAUACAAAAGAAUGACAUCUAAAUAAAAGUCAAACGCUAUAAAAUAACUAUUUUUUAAUAAAUGUAUGUAAAAUGUAAUUGGAACUUAUAUUCUGUAAUACACAAUGUCUAAACUAGAUUAUAACAAAAAUAAAAUUUGAUUUCAUGAGAAUUUUUUAUAUAGCUUUCGUGCAACUAAUGACCGGAAUGCGGAAGGCAAAAAUGGCAGGAAUGCUCGCAAAACUAUAGCAGUAUUCAAUAGUUAAAUGGAAAUUUUCUCUAUACUUUUGGAAAAACAAAUUUUUUUUGGAAGGACAAAUGGGCUAUCUGAUGGUUAAUGGUCACCACCGCGCAGACAUAGGCGCUGUAAGAAAUGUUAAUCGUUCAUUAAAGUGACAAUGCCCCACCAACUUUGAGGUUAUGUCCGUGUUCCUUCGAACUGGAAAACAACAAUACUAAGUACUGCUGCUUGACGGUAGAAUAUGUGAUGAGAAAUAAUGAUAAUAAUAAUGAUAUGAAGAAAGACGGGUUUGCACAAAGCCCUAACAACAAGUAACCACCUGUCACUAUUUUGUAGACAGUAAUACAGUUCAAUUAAUCAAAUAAUUUCAAUGAAAUAAUAUUGCUAUUUCUCUCUUGUGUGUGGAGCAAGAGAGGAAUGGCAAUAAUUUUAGUUCUGACAAAUUAGUUUAGAUCUUGUGUACAGCAGAAACAGCGCCGUUAAAAAUACAAAAUAGUGUAAUGUAUGCCUUGUAUACGCAUCCUUGAAAUCAUAUUUCGGUUUGAUCAUUUCAAAUAAUUGUCUCUCCAAUAAAUAAAAGCUUGUUUACAUUUUCACAUUUUUAAUUAUUAUUGAAGUUAUAACAAUUAAUUGUUGUGACUGAUUGCUAAUAAAAGUGUUCCAUUUUAAUACAAUUUUAUUAUAAGGUGGGGGGGGGGAGGCGGUGUCUAGACAAAGAGCAAUUGACAAUUUUGUCGGGUGACUUUGAACUUUGCUUUCGUCUAUAUUAUUUAAAUCACAAUAAUAAUACGUUAAUGUUUGAUCAUCUGAUAAAUCGAAUGUCUGUCUAUACAUUUAGGCCGUUCUACAAAGGAAGUCGUCAAUCGCUAUGUGACUUUGUCUAGGCCCGCUGGUUAUUUUUUUAGGAAUGGGAUAGAAUUAAUGUUCGAGAAAAUACUUUGUAAUUUAUUAUUAUUAUUAAGUAUUAAUACGGUUAAACUUAUGUUUUUUAUCUAAGAAACUUUGAUAAAAUAAUUUAUUUGAAACCGGAAUAAUUAUUAUUAAUAGUAACACUAUGAACACUUACGGUUCGUUAAGCCGUGAAACUACAUAUGCUAUUCAAAUAUCGAAUUGUGAGUGAACUUCUACUUACUUCUACUACAACUACUGUUGUAUACUAUGACUAUUAUUUUGAACGUUUCAAAUGUGUAUUCGUUUUUUUUUUCCAUUGUAUUAUUCGUUAGUUAGUGUGAUAUAAUUAUACCGUUACAUAAUUAUAAGGCUGAUACAAAUCGUAGAGUAAGGAAAGGUGUUCAGUAAUGUAAUAAACAACUAGUACGAAAUAGAUUCAACGCUAAAAUUUAAAAUUUAUCAUUUAUUCGUCGUCGUUUUUUUAAUUAAAAAUUGAUUUAUCGAAACAGUAGUCCCGUUUAUCCGACUGCAUGGUUUCGGACUCCGUUUAAACAGUAACAAAGUGAAAUGCACAAAAAGUGUUCACCUUAUUUUGCAAAUCGUUUUAAAAUUAUGUCGAUGACACAAAUUUUUGUUACUUUGUCAACCAUAACUGAACAAAGAUUUAACUUAGACGGAUAAACGGUAAAAGAACGCUUACCGGACACACCAAUAAUAUUCAUUUUAUAUAUUUACGUUUGUUUUUUUUUAAUAUUUAUAUUUAUUCUGGCCGGAUUUAGCGAAUAUUCGGACAAUCGGGACUCCUGUAUAAUAAAUUUAAUGAAAUAAUUCCAAUAUGCAUUAUUGGUAUUAUAUAUGCAUUUAUAUAUUUCAUAUAGGUCUUCCAAAGUUGUAUUGGAGUGUAUUAUUAUUAGAAGUUUUAUGUUUAUUAGUUUUCUGAAGUGCAUUUAUACAUUUCUCAAAGAAUAGCACAAAAUUUUUAAAUUCAUAAUGUAUUUGGGAAAAAAAUUUCGAAUGUUGUUUGUGAUUCUAUAAUAAUAUCCAAGUUUUAUUCAUUCUCCAUUAUUAACUAUGGUUAUUUCGUUAUUUUUUUUAUAAUUUUCGGUUUUCAAUUAUAAACAUUUCAUAAACGAUUUUGUAUUUUUCGUAAAAGCAUCAAUUUAUACAGCCAACUACAAAAUGUGUUUUAAUAAUGAAAUCUCAUUAUAAGGAAUUGUAUUGUUUAUAUUACAGUAUGUCUAUUAAUAUACAUUUUUAAUUAUAAUGUUUUCAUUGACACAUUACAAAGAACCUAUUUAGUAAUCUAUGCGAUCUCCAUCCGAAUUCCGAUAAAAACGUAUGUGAUAAAAUUUUGUGAAAAUAAAAAACCGUUAAAUAAAAAUAAAAAAACCUUAUAAAGAAGUAUUCUAAUAUUGUAAUUUAAGACACUAUUACAUAUAUAAACACUAAGGCAUUAUAAAUAAAAAAUAAAAUACAUUAAUAUGAAUAUUUUUACAGCAAUGCUUUGAAUGUUAAAAUUUAUUACAUUAAAAUGAUAUACAAUCGGUCAUUCACGAUGUAUACAUGUAUAUACGAUGCUAUUCUUACUUUUUGUUAUAAUGUACUAAAUUGUAGUAUUCUUUUUCUUUACUUUAGAACCCUUGUGACCAUAAUAAACCUGGUAGAAAUAAUACAAAUAUGAAUAAUAUAUAAUCUAAAAGAAACUUAAAUAAAUGAACUAUUGCCGAAUGGGGUAAAUAAAACUAAAAAUUAAACGUAAUACCAAAAGCUAAGCUAAUUUGUUUCUGAACGAAUACAAUACUCGAAUAAAUUAUUGAAAAAAUGUUUAACAUGCCCAAAUAUUUUAUUUUAUUAUUUAAAUAGAAAUAAUUAAGUUUUAGUGUAAAGUUGAUAUUGUUACGAAUACCGUCAUUAAUACAUUACAUUAACUAUAUAUAUAUAUAUAUAUAUAGACAAAAUAUAAUUUGCCCAAUUACAAUAGUUCAUAGUAAACAUUUUUUUUUUAUAUUAAUGCAUCAUUUGACGAGCAUGUUCAUAGACUGCUUAAAUUUUUAUUAAAAAUGUAUUCAGUUAUCAAAUCGAAUGUAUUCGGGCGUUAUCUGUUAGCACAAAUCAGAAAGAGUAUUGAGUAAAAUUCAAACUUAUUUUGCGUUGUGUAAUACUUUAGAUUAAGCAACAAUUGUAAUAAGCCAACUUAAGCCAACAAUUUACAAUAAUAAAGUGUUUGCAAAGGA